AUGCAGUGGGUCACGUGGGUCAUCACAUCCUUCACCAUCGCUCCAGCCUCGCUCGGCCUCUGUGAGCGGAGAGCCGAGCCACCGUGUGUCCGGAGAGAGAGAGCCAAGAGCCCGGGACCCGCCUACGGGAUGGCUGGUCGUGUGCGCAGGCUCUCGGCGGUCACUGCUGUGGUGCUGGCCUCCUCUGGUCUGUACCUUUACAAGAAACAACUGGACAUCAACGACCUCACCGUGGUCCGCUUCGGAAGAGCUGCAGCCACGACUUUUGUCAUCAGUUAUGACUAUCUGACUGCCUUUAGAAAUGUUCAGAAUGGCACCGAAGAGCUCUGGGAGCUCAAGUCCAAGGUGCAUCAGAGGUCGGCUGAGCGGCUGCGGGACCUGUGCUGUGCCAAUCGUGGGACCUUUAUCAAAGUGGGCCAGCACCUGGGGGCCCUGGACUACCUGCUGCCUCCAGAGUACACCUCCACUCUGAAGGUCCUGCACAGCCAAGCCCCCCAGAGCAGCAUGGAGGAAAUCAAGCAGGUCAUCAAAGAGGACCUGGGGAAAGAGUUGUCAGAGAUCUUUGUCUCCUUUGACGAGUGCCCUCAGGGAGCAGCGUCUCUGGCCCAGGUCCACAAGGCCGUGUUGCAUGAUGGGAGAACCGUGGCCGUCAAAGUGCAACACCCCAAAGUGCAAACGCAGAGCUCAAAGGAUAUCCUGGUUAUGGAGGUGCUGGUCAGGGCCGUCCACUGGCUCUUCCCAGACUUUGCGUUCAUGUGGCUGCUGGAAGAGGCCAAAAAGAACAUGCCUUUAGAGCUGGACUUCCUGAACGAGGGAAAGAACGCAGAAAAAGUUGCCAAAUUGCUGUCUCACUUUCCCUUCCUGAAGGUGCCUAGAAUCUACUGGGAUUUGUCGACUAAGAGGAUUUUAACCAUGGACUUUGCGGAUGGGGGACAGGUUAAUGACAAGGAGUACAUCCAGAAGAAUGGCAUCAAUGUCAACCAGCUUUCUGAGAACCUGGGAAAGAUGUACAGCGAAAUGAUCUUCGUCCACGGCUUCGUCCACUGCGACCCACAUCCUGGAAACGUGCUAGUGCGAAAAUGCCCCCAGAGCGGCAAAACUCAUAUCAUCCUCCUGGACCACGGCCUCUAUCAGGUGCUGCAGACCGACUUCAGGGUGGAGUACUGUAAGCUGUGGCAGGCGCUCAUAAACUGCGACUUGAAGGAGAUGGAGCAGUCGAGCCGCAGACUGGGAGCCGGAGACCUGUACCCGCUGUUCGCCUGCGUGCUGACCGCACGCUCCUGGACCGCGGUCAACUCUGGCAUCAGCUCCGCCCCCAUCACUCACUCUGAGGACGUGGAGAUCCGCACCAACGCCGCCCUGUACCUGCCACAGAUCAGCGCGCUGCUGAACCAGAUCCCUCGUCAGAUGCUGCUGCUGCUGAAGACCAACGACCUGCUCAGAGGCAUCGAGAGCAGCCUGCAGACGCGAGCCUCGUCCUCCUCCUUAAUCUACAUGUCUCGCUGCUGUGUGCGCGCUCUGGCCAGGCACAAGCGGAGUAAGGCCCGGUCCCGUUUGAGGCGCCUGCACCUCUCUCUCUCUGAGAACAUGACCCUCCUGAAGCUCAGCCUGUUCCAGAUGUGUGUGUGGCUCCGGUCGUGUGUCUUGGGACAGUGGCUCUUUGCUUUUAUCGGACUUCUGCAAACGACACAAGCAUGA
Knipowitschia caucasica is the source of this 1698-nucleotide messenger RNA. The record is from the annotation of a GenBank genome assembly. Lineage: Eukaryota; Metazoa; Chordata; Actinopteri; Gobiiformes; Gobiidae.